Messenger RNA from Scylla paramamosain (green mud crab), 621 nucleotides. Its product is annotated as protein O-linked-mannose beta-1,4-N-acetylglucosaminyltransferase 2-like. Lineage: Eukaryota; Metazoa; Arthropoda; Malacostraca; Decapoda; Portunidae. The transcript has 2 exons. The record is from RefSeq and is a predicted model, not a curated record. Bases 1 to 621 code for a protein of 206 amino acids.
AUGUCACUGGAGGAAGAUGGGCUGGACGAGGCUAUUAGGGCUGUUAGCCAAGCCCGAGUGCUGGUAGGGAUGCACGGGGCAGGCCUGGGGCUCAGAAUGUUGAUGUCCAGCGGUACCCUGCUGAUCGAGAUAUGGCCGUUUGGUGUGGACCCGGCGUCUGCAAGGGUGUACAGGGCCAUGUGUGGCCUAAGGGGCUUUGGGGUCACAUACAGGGCGUGGGUCAACGAGGAUGUGGGUAACACGCGCACACACCCACACUACCCGCAACACUUUGGGGGUAUUCAGCAUCUACCUCAGGAAGAGAGAAGGCGUGUUGUGUCGUCGCUACGCGGAGACAAGCUGGUGAAUGUGACGUGUUGCAUGGACGUUGACUGGCUCUACAGGAUCUACCAGGAUACGGUGGUCAGGUUGCACGCACAUGGCGACGCACACGGGCGUGCACAUGAGGCUCACACGCUCACAGACACACAUACAGGUGCACUUGAGGUUAACGCAGACAGAGACGCACAUGAGGCUCACACGCCCACAAACACACACAGACGCACACGUACCAAUGCACUUGAGGUUAACGCACACAGAGACGCACACAGGGCCACACAACACAAGAAAAUAUCAGCUUAA